This is a messenger RNA of Sphaeramia orbicularis (orbiculate cardinalfish), 2063 nucleotides long. It is a transcript of the gene dync2i2, whose product is annotated as dynein 2 intermediate chain 2. The coding region runs from base 391 to 1896 and encodes 501 amino acids. The record is from RefSeq and is a predicted model, not a curated record. The transcript has 9 exons. Gene Ontology annotation, biological process: intraciliary transport. NCBI's taxonomy places the organism in Eukaryota, Metazoa, Chordata, Actinopteri, Kurtiformes, Apogonidae. Gene Ontology annotation, molecular function: dynein heavy chain binding; dynein light chain binding. Gene Ontology annotation, cellular component: ciliary plasm; cytoplasmic dynein complex.
UGAAAUUUUGUCAGAUACACGGUUUCUAAGCAUGCAAUUAAAUACAUAUAUUAGGCUACUUUCGGCCAUGUACAGUAAAUCCACACCAGAACACAGCGACGAAGGAAUAUAAGCCGGAAGUGAACGUAUGAUUUCCCUCUUGCGUCGCGACAAUCUCUUCGGAGUUCUUUCCGUAACCAUGGUAACGGCACUCUGGAAAAUGGCUCCAGUGUCGAUGCUAAAACCGGUGCUAAUCUGACUGUUGACAUGUGAGGAAAACCGAUAACAGACUGUACAUUCAUAGACUGAUGUAAUAAUAUGAACUGUGGACUGUUUUAUGGUUUCAGCUCGUGCGCUUUUGUUUUUUGUGAAUAUUAAGAGUUUUUAUUUUAGCGAAACAGACUGGUUAGCAUGUUUACGGAUGAGGGCCUGGACUCAGUGAGCAUCGAGUCACUGUGGAGGAAAUCCCAGCAGUCAACACAGGAGUCGAGAGGAUGUCAGACCAGAGCACUGCACACUGCUGAGUCAGAGGUCCAGACUGUGUCCACCACCAUCAGUGGAACCCAGACGGAACCACAGGACCCAGACCCAGACCAGCUCUACCAACAGAACCCAGAGCAGCCGGACCCACCCGGUCUGAAGGAUUUCCUGCAGCGGGUGGAGGAAAGUGUAAUCAGAGAGCUGGUGAAGAAUACCAGGAGUCACGCCUUCGAUGGGUUUGAGGUCAACUGGGAGGAUCAUAAUGAACUGGUUUCAUGCCUUCAUUGUCUUGAACAUCCCAGUGCUCUAGAGAGUGGUCUUCAUGUAACCAGUGUGUCCUGGAGUUGUACAGGUUCAGUUAUCGCCUGUGCAUAUGGACGGAUUGACGAUGGGGACUGGAGCACCGAAAGGUCAUUUGUGUGUACGUGGAAUCUGAACCGUCGAGGUCUGAACCCCAAACAGGCUGAUCUGGUCAUCGACGUUCCCACUGCAGUUACAGCUCUGUGCUGUCACCCGAACCAGCCCGCCCUCAUCGCAGGGGGUCUGUACAGUGGAGAGGUGGUAGUCUGGGACACCAGUCGGACUCAGGACACAGUUCUGGCCCAGACCGGUAUGUCUGCAGACAGCCACAGGGAGCCUGUUUAUAAGGUUUCCUGGGUCCCCCUGCAGAAGAAAGGAGAGUUUGGGGUGCUGAGCGCCUGUUCAGGAGGAAGGGUUCUGCAGUGGACGCUGGAUCAGGGCAGGUGUGUCCUGAGCGCUGGCUACGCUUUAGCGCGACAGCAGGUUCCUCACAGCAGCAGCUUCAAGACCCGGGGCAGUAGUACAGUUGGUGUCACCUCUCUGGCUCUGUCUCCCUGGGACCCUGACACUUUCCUGGUGGGUUCAGAGGGGGGGCUGCUGCUCAGAUGCUUGUUCUCCUCGCAGACGGUGGCUGCAGUGGUGUCUGAAGGUCAGAGUGUGACACUAAGGGCCCCAGCGGUCUUUUCAUUCAGGCCUCGCAGCGGCCCCGUGCAUUCCAUACACUGUUCACCUUUCCACAGGAACCUGUUUGUGAGUGCAGGGACUGAUGGCCUGGCCCACAUCCAUUCUCUGCUGCAGGUCAACCCACUCCUGUCCCUCAGGGUUUCUGACUCCUAUGUGUUUCAGGUGCAGUGGUCUCCAACCAGACCACUGGUUUUUGCUGCAGCCACGGGACAAGGUGAGGUCCAGAUAUUUGACCUGGGACGUAGAUCCUUGAGGCCAGCGGCCACCAUCGAGCAGGGAGGAGCUGGUCAAGCUGCUACGUGUUUGGCCUUUAACCAUCAGAACUCUCACCUCCUGGCUGUAGGGAAAACCAACGGGACAGUGGGUAUUUGGCAGCUGAGCGCAGAUUUGACUGAACAGAGCCCCAGAGAGAGCAGCCAGCUGGAGCAGAUAGCCAAUCAAGUGGCAGAAUGAGACGCCUCAGCCUGGACAAAUGAUGAUCACUUCCUGGACUGUAUUAUUGAUGAUUUAAGUAAAAGACUAUGAAAGGAAUGAUUGUACUGUGGGAGUGGGAAAAAAUGCAAGGAGAAUGAUUCCAGUUCUAACCAGUAGCGUUUAUUAAAGCACACUGCAGUUGUUAA